AUGGCGGAUAGAUUCCCCUCGCUGGAGGAAUUCGAUUCCGGUGCCCAGACCGAUAUCAAAGUCGCCUCGGACAAUCCAUCUGCGGGCGAUUUCCUAGCGCGAGAGAAAGCCAUACUCGGGGACGAUGCCAAUCAGUUCGCUGCAUACGCUGAAGAUGGAGAGGGCGACGACGAUCUUCUUGGAGGUGGCGACGGCGCGAACGCCGGUAGCACCUUCGAGAACCAGUUCCCAGAUAUCAUGAAUCAGAAUGAGGCCGUUGCCCCCGGUGGUGCCAUCACCGGCCCGUCAGUCAGCUACAACUCCGGCUAUGGAGCCUACACCGAGGAGGAGGAGGAGCCCGAGGUGAUCAAGAACUGGCGCGAGAAGCGGGACGCCCAGAUCGCGAAGCGGGCUGAGCAGUUCGCGACCCAGCGACAAGAGACCGUGCAGGAGGCCCGACAGAACAUCGACGACUUCUACGAGAACUACAACAACAAGAAGGAGAAAGGUAUUGCCCAGACUCGCAAGGAGGCCGAGCAGUUCCUUGCCAGCCGUGAGGAUGUCACCUCUGGAGGCACGAGCUGGGAGCGAAUUGCCAAGUUGGUCGACGUGAGUGGGAAGGGAACCAAGGGUGGUGCGGCCGGUUCUGGAAAGGAGCGCUUCCGCGAGCUCCUCGUGAGCUUGCGGAAGGAUGAGAAGGCGCCUGGCGCAGAGGGUUAUUAA
Molecule: messenger RNA, 702 nt
Organism: Phialemonium atrogriseum
Lineage: Eukaryota; Fungi; Ascomycota; Sordariomycetes; Cephalothecales; Cephalothecaceae
Product: clathrin light chain
Exons: 3
Coding region: 1-702 (233 amino acids)
Biological process (GO): intracellular protein transport; clathrin-dependent endocytosis
Cellular component (GO): clathrin coat of coated pit; plasma membrane; clathrin coat of trans-Golgi network vesicle
Molecular function (GO): clathrin heavy chain binding; structural molecule activity
Source: RefSeq, a predicted model, not a curated record